This is a messenger RNA of Panicum virgatum (switchgrass), 1753 nucleotides long. RefSeq names its product peroxidase 70-like. Gene Ontology annotation, molecular function: heme binding; peroxidase activity. NCBI's taxonomy places the organism in Eukaryota, Viridiplantae, Streptophyta, Magnoliopsida, Poales, Poaceae. The record is from RefSeq and is a predicted model, not a curated record. Gene Ontology annotation, biological process: hydrogen peroxide catabolic process; response to oxidative stress. The transcript has 5 exons. The coding region runs from base 392 to 1591 and encodes 399 amino acids.
UAGGGGAAUAUGUGGGUCAGCUACAGCAUAAAAGCAAAGAGAACCUCUAAAGCUUGCAUUAAGAUAGCGUAAAGAAACCAAAAAUCCAUGCCACCAACCAAUUAGACAUAUCUUGUAGCUGAAGGAGCUUGAUUCAGGUAUAAAUAUUGAGCUCAUAUCGUGCUCACCGCCAAUCUUUUUCCUGUGAGAAGGAAUGUGAUUCUUCAAGUCAAGAUCAUUUCUAAUAGGAUUAGCAUUAGCAUUUUUGUCCAUAGCGUAUUGCAAACUUUUUGUCGUAGGCCGACGAUCAAAGGGAAGUGAGCAGGGGGUAACAAGAAGGAUGAAGAUACUCACAAAAAAAAAAAGAAUGAUGAAGUGCUCAGUUAAAAAGGAAGUCGAUUUGCUUGAUUGAAUGAACCAAAUCCAAAAGCAUGGACAGGUCCAGCGAAGGCCAGCAAUUAAAGGCAAAGCUGCUCUCAGUGUGGCCAGAUCUAGCCUAUAUAUACGCUGCCACUACUGCAGUCAGCAACCACACACACAAGAACUCAAGUAUCGCAGAUUAGCUGUCUUCCAGUUGCAGACGUUUCAGCUCAGGAGCGAGUGUUCAGUCUGCAGAGCCAGGGGUUUACGCUCAUCCAUGGCUGCUGCGCGCAGCAGCCAUCGGUUUCUCCACUCCAUGCUCUCACUGCUCGUUGCGCUGGCCACGCUGGUGGCCGCCGCUCGGGCUCAGCUGUUGCCGACGUUCUACGGCUCGUCGUGCCCCGCCGCGCUCGUCACCAUCAAGACCGCCGCGAGGGCGGCCGUGCUGCUGGACCGGCGCACGGCCGGGUCCCUGCUCCGGCUCCACUUCCACGACUGCUUCGUGCAGGGUUGCGACGCGUCCGUUCUGCUCGACGACACGGGCAACUUCACCGGCGAGAAGGGCGCGGGCCCGAACGCGGGGUCGCUGAGGGGGUUCGGCGUCAUCGACACCAUCAAGGCCUUGCUGGAGGCGCUGUGCCCGCGCACCGUGUCGUGCGCCGACAUCCUCGCCGUCGCCGCCCGUGACUCUGUCGUCGCGCUUGGAGGGCCAUCGUGGACGGUGCCGCUCGGCAGGAGGGACUCCACCACGGCGAGCCUCUCCACCGCCAACACCGACCUCCCCUCGCCGGCGUCCAGCCUGAGCACCCUGAUCGCCGCAUUCGCCAGGAAAGGCCUGAGCAGCACCGACAUGGUCGCUCUGUCUGGAGCCCACACGAUGGGGCAGGCGCAGUGUCAGAACUACCGGGCCAGGAUCUACAACGACACCGACAUCGACGCCACCUUCGCGGCGUCGCUGAGGGCCGGCUGCCCGGCGACCGGCGGCGGGGGCGGGGGCGCGCCGCUCGACGCGUCCACGCCGAACGCGUUCGACAACGCGUACUAUGGCAACUUGGUCGCGCAGCGGGGGCUGCUGCACUCCGACCAGGAGCUGUUCAACGGCGGCUCGACGGACGGCCUGGUCAGGAGCUACGCGGCCAGCCCGGCGCGGUUCAGUAGCGACUUCGCGGCGGCCAUGGUGAGGAUGGGCGGCAUUGGCGUCCUGACAGGGAGCAGCGGGCAGAUCCGGCGCAACUGCCGGAGAGUGAACUAGCUAGCUGAAAACGUUCGCAGAACACGGCAUUUGCAUCCGAGUAUCAUCAACUGCAAAUUUUGGCUGGGGGUGUGCGUGCAGUUCUUUUUUAAUUUUAUUUUACCGUAUGAUAAUUGAACUGCAAAUUUCUGUGAAAUUCUUUCCCUCCAAAGGGAGGGGGCA